GUGGGAAUUAUAAGAACCCUCUGACUGCGCGCCCCGAAAAGCGCCUUUGACGCACGCGAACUAGCGACGCAUCGGCUUUCAGCUGCGCCAAUCAUCAUCAACCUGCAUAACGCAUUUAAACCCAAACGAUCCAAGGGUCUCCUAAGCUAGGCACGUAAGAAAAACUUGCAUCAAAGCCCAAACAGGCAAGGUGCCAAGGGCCAUACCCAAAAAGUAUAAGGUAUCUACUCUGCCGCAAGGAGCUUGGGCCACCUAGCUCGGCAAUCGAGGCCUAUCCUAAUUAUUAUCCUUACGGAACCAGAAGCAAGGAAACUUUCCAUUGCAUUACGACAAGAACUAUAUCAUAGCACAGCCAAGCUUUCCUACCCUUAGUGACAUUCCCAUUGCGCGUCGCGCCCUGGGAAUUGAUCUGUCUGUUAGUUGUCAGUGGACAUCAUUGGAAUCAUCACCGACAGCGUUGUGGUAAUACCAUCGUCAAUUGCAUGAGCAAAGCUUAAAGACCAAGGAAGUUUACUCUCGGCAACAGGCGAGCCCCAAACCGAGCUUCGAGACUUGCACGCGAGGCACCUCUGCGGCCGACCGACACGAAUUCCCGCAAUCGGCUAGUCAAUCUCACGCGUUCCGGCCAGCAAUAUCAUAUUACCCACACACAGCCAAACAAUUUGUUGCAAACUCUCGUGGUGCUCAUCGUCUCUGGCGGGCCUCCUAUUCUCCCGAAGACUUUCGCAGAUGCGAUGGCCUCGGCAACCCUGCUGCUUCUUCACUCGUCAAUCCACGCGCAGAAGCCUUGCUAGGGUUGCCUAUUAGGCAGCUGUCUUUGUCUCCUCCCCUUGGCCUGAAGUCGUUUCGUAUCCCUCAAACCGUUCAGCAAACACCAAGUACCAGCAGCUAUACCACCCAACCCCUACAAGCAUUCACCAAGGCUCGGACGCGUCUCAAUCCGAAGUCUUAACACGAUGGCCCCGAGCUCCAGGAGGGGUGGCAACACGGUGUUGACCCUAGGGCCUGGCCUCAACUACCCCAUCGAGAUCACCAAACUUUACAAGUCACCAGGUGAUCGUGUCAAACGACAAGAGCCGCUCUUCCAGUACUCAAACAAGAUUUGGGUUGAAGAGGGUGACUUUGACACUGGCGAGUACAAGAGGGUCCUCAAACCCACGCGCGUAGAAUGGUCAGCCCCAAAUGACGGCAAACUAUCAAAAUGGCAUCUCAAAGUCGGCGAUGUCAUUGGCAGAGAUGGCGAGUGCGUUACGAUCGAAGAGGACUGUACACACGAGAUCCAGUACCAAAAGAUGUGUGCGUUGUGCGGUCAGGAUAUGACGCGGGUGGACUGGUCGGCCAGCAGGCCUAGUACGUCGCGUGCCACGAUAAACAUGACCCACGACAAUACCGGCCUGUUGAUCAGCAGGGACGCUGCUGCGAGGACUGAUCUUGAAAUGCAGAAGCGUCUCGUCGCUCAACGGAAGCUGGUUCUAGUGGUGGACUUGGACCAGACGGUGAUCCAGACGGCCUGUGAGCCAACCAUUGGCGAAUGGCAGAAGGACCCUAGCAAUCCAAACUACGAGGCCCUCAAGGAAGUUCGGAGUUUCGAGUUGCCCAGUGAGGAUGGACCUAGGAGGAACUACACAUACUACGUCAAAUGCAGGCCUGGCACGCACGAGUUUCUGAACAAGGUGUCUAACCUGUUUGAGAUGCAUGUCUACACUAUGGCUACGCGAGCUUAUGCCGAGCAUAUUCUCAGGAUCAUCGACCCCAAAAAGAACUUGUUUGGCAACCGCGUCAUCAGCAGGAACGAAAACAAGGGUAUUGAAAAGACACUACAACGAAUCUUUCCUACCAGCACCAAAAUGGUAGCUGUUAUUGACGACCGCACAGAUGUUUGGCCACAAAACAGGUCAAAUGUGAUCAAGGUUGUCCCUUACAACUUUUACAUGAUUGGAGACAUCAACUCGACAUUCUUGCCAAAGCGACGCGAUAUAAUUCCUUCAGGGCCACCGGUCAAGGGCUUCUUGGUCAAUGGCCGAAAUAACGAGGCCGCCGUGUCCGACCAGCCAUCGAGCGCUGCGACCGCGGAGCCAAAGGAAAUGACUGAGAAGGAGCUCAAGCAGCAAAAUGCGGAGCAGGCCAAGUCGUUGGAGAAGCAGGUUAUGGACCGACCGAUUCUACACAUGCAGGAGCAGCUCGACAAGGACAACGAAGUGGCGGCUAACAGAAUGGAAGGCACCGAUGAUUCGGAUCCAUCCGUACCUGCACCACAAGUUCACAUGCUUUUCAACGAUGAUGACGAUGAAUUACAUUACCUCGAGCAGCAUCUUGCCAAGCUUCACCAGGCUUGGUGGGCCGACUACGACGCAACCAUUGCGAAGAAGCGUGCCGAGAGAUUGGCUAGUCUUCGGCAUCGUGGAAUCGUCGGACAGGCUGCCGAACAGAGGACUACUGACUACAUCGCCGAGAACCCCGUACCGUUGCCGGACGUGGCCAACCAUUUGGGUGCGUUAAAAUCAGAGGUCCUCAAGGGUACCAGAAUAGUGCUCUCUGGCAUCAUCUCACUCAAGGAGGACCUAGAGACGUGUGAGAUUGGGAGGCAGGUUCGAAGUUUUGGCGCUGAGCUGCUUCCAAAAGUCUCAUCUGAUGUCACGCAUCUUGUUGUGAAAAAGGCUCGGCUGGGAACAUCAAAAGUUUCGCAAGCUGAAAAGAUCCCGAGUAUCAAGAUCGUUGAAUCAGGCUGGCUAGUGCAGUCCAUGGUACAAUGGAAGCACCUCGAUGAAGGUCCGUUCUUGGUGGAUAGACGGGGCUCCCAGCGUGAACCUGUUGUGUCGGUCAACCCAGACGGUACAGACGCAGAGCUAGACUCGGAUGCCGAAGCAGACAUGGAAGGAGACAGCAGCGGUGCUUCAGAAAACAGGACGAGGCCACUGAAGAUCAUCAUAUCUAAGCCUGGCGCAGGCGACACUGACGAAGACAGUGGUGAAGGUCUGGAUGGUGGAGAUGACGAUGAUUUGCCCGCAGCUCCUGGUAGCCCUAUCGACCAAUUGAAGUCUUUCGACUGGAGCACUGCCGACAAGGAGAUGGCGGAGUUUCUCGGCGACGAUGACGACGACAGCGACAACGAAGAUGGAGAAGACAAUGAUGGGAACUAUAGCGACAACGCAAGCACAGUCUCAGAUUUGACCGAUGCAGACAGUGCUGCACGUCAGAAUACUGCCCCAAGAAAACGCAAAAAGGGCACGGAAGAUGUGACAGACUCGGAGGACGAUUCCAAGUUAUCGGGGAACCAUAAUUCUAAAAAGCAGAGGGUGGUACUGCGGGCGUCAUCUAAGCUCAGAGAGGUGCGAAUUCCUGGCGACCAAACCCCUGGUCAUUUACCGACCCCACGAGUUACGGGUGACUGCGAGGAUGAGAAGCACACAGAGAGCAACUCAGCCAAUGGCAGCCCAACACUACUGCCGUCCAAUGCAGAGGAUGUGGUUGCGUCCGAUAUGGAGGACUACGACGACAUGGAGGCGGAUCUGAUGGCGGCCCUCGAGGCCGAGGAGAUGGCCGAUUCCUCUCUAUGAAGGGCCUGAUAUCGCAAUCUUUUUGCCUAUAUUGCACUGUCGAUACGGCAAUCCUCUGUUCUUUUUUAGUGUAUUGGGGAAAUGGUGUACUGGGUAUUAGAUGUCACAUUAAGCGACGGCGUCGACGGUAGGGGCUGAACUCAACCAUGAUUUGUGGGAUCUCGUCUUCUUUUAGUGUUUUUGGUGAAUUAAUUCAUUUCUUCGAUCUGAGAACGCUUGCGUGACACUGAACAUCAAUAUUUUUGAAUACCAGACUACAAUAUUCGGUGUAUGCCAGGCGUGCGCCCACUUAGUAAAGCAACAAGAGAGCAUAUAGUUACCAUGACAAUACCACUGUCGUUUACCCUGCUGAAUCGAAC
Messenger RNA from Pyricularia oryzae 70-15, 3916 nucleotides. Its product is annotated as RNA polymerase II subunit A domain phosphatase. The record is from RefSeq and is a predicted model, not a curated record. The coding region runs from base 957 to 3557 and encodes 866 amino acids. Lineage: Eukaryota; Fungi; Ascomycota; Sordariomycetes; Magnaporthales; Pyriculariaceae. The transcript has 4 exons. Gene Ontology annotation, molecular function: RNA polymerase II CTD heptapeptide repeat phosphatase activity. Gene Ontology annotation, cellular component: nucleus.